Molecule: messenger RNA, 1803 nt
Organism: Rhododendron vialii
Lineage: Eukaryota; Viridiplantae; Streptophyta; Magnoliopsida; Ericales; Ericaceae
Product: DEAD-box ATP-dependent RNA helicase 15
Exons: 12
Coding region: 201-1487 (428 amino acids)
Molecular function (GO): RNA binding; ATP binding; RNA helicase activity
Source: RefSeq, a predicted model, not a curated record
GAGGCGGCCGAAGUUGAGAUACACAAGGGUAGCGUUGUACUUAUCCGCAAGCCCAACACUCACUCCCCGCUUGCCAGUUGCCCUAACCCUAGAUCCAAGGGCCUCUCUCUCUCUCUCUCUCGUUUUUGUUUUUCGCAGACUCCUCCGCCUCAACCUCGCCUUGCUCCAUCUCUCUCUCGUGCUCAACAAGCUUCAGGAACAUGGGUGAAGUCAGGGACAACGAAGCUUACGAGGAAGAACUUCUCGACUACGAAGAGGAGGACGAGAAGGCCCCUGACUCCGUCAACAACAAGCCCUCUGGCGAAUCCGCCAAGAAGGGUUAUGUUGGAAUUCACAGUUCGGGAUUCAGAGAUUUCCUGUUGAAACCGGAGCUUCUCCGAGCCAUCGUAGAUUCAGGAUUUGAGCAUCCGUCAGAAGUGCAACAUGAAUGCAUCCCUCAAGCUAUCUUAGGAAUGGAUGUCCUCUGUCAAGCAAAGUCGGGGAUGGGGAAAACUGCUGUUUUCGUUCUAUCUACUCUGCAGCAAAUUGAACCUGUUGCUGGCCAAGUUGCUGCCCUUGUCCUUUGUCAUACAAGAGAGCUGGCUUACCAGAUCUGUCACGAAUUUGAGAGGUUCAGUACGUAUUUGCCUGAUAUUAAGGUUGCCGUCUUCUAUGGUGGUGUCAACAUUAAGGUUCACAAGGAUUUACUGAAGAAUGAAUGCCCUCAUAUUGUUGUGGGAACGCCUGGAAGAAUACUGGGUCUUGGAAGAGAUAAGGACCUCGGCUUAAAGAAUGUGAGGCAUUUUAUCCUUGAUGAGUGUGACAAGAUGCUCGAGUCACUCGAUAUGAGGAAAGAUGUGCAGGAGAUUUUUAAGAUGACCCCUCAUGAUAAGCAAGUUAUGAUGUUUUCAGCUACCCUCAGCAAAGACAUCCGCCCGGUUUGCAAGAAGUUUAUGCAAGAUCCAAUGGAAAUUUACGUGGAUGAUGAGGCCAAAUUGACUCUUCAUGGUCUAGUACAGCAUUACAUUAAAUUGAGCGAGCUUGAGAAAAACCGCAAGCUGAAUGACCUCCUUGAUGCAUUGGAUUUCAACCAAGUUGUCAUUUUUGUCAAAAGUGUCAACAGAGCAGCUGAACUGAACAAGUUACUUGUGGAGUGCAACUUUCCUUCUAUUUGCAUCCAUUCUGGAAUGUCUCAGGAAGAAAGGUUGACACGCUACAAGAGUUUCAAGGAGGGGCACAAAAGAAUUCUUGUGGCGACUGAUUUAGUUGGAAGAGGAAUUGACAUUGAACGAGUGAACAUUGUUAUCAACUAUGACAUGCCUGAUUCUGCUGACACAUACCUGCAUCGUGUUGGUAGAGCUGGUCGCUUUGGCACCAAGGGGCUUGCAAUUACGUUUGUCGCUUCUGCAUCCGACUCUGAUGUUCUCAAUCAGGUUCAGGAAAGGUUUGAGGUGGAUAUCAAGGAACUUCCAGAGCAAAUUGACACUUCUACGUACAUGCCAUCUUGAUCGAAAUUUGUUUUGGUCGGCUUGGAGUAAUUUUAUCUGAGCAUGGUUCAAAUAUCACGGGCUGAAAAGUUACUUGGGCGACCGCGCUGUUUUGAUGUAGAGUACCGAAAGCAGCUGUAGAGCUAGUGUGGAGAGAGAGGGGGGAAGGCUGUUAUCUUUUUGUUUUCCAGCAUUCUAGCACGUUUGAUUGUAUUUUAAACUUGGAAGAUGUAGGGAUUUGGAAACUAGGACCAUCUGAAUAUUUCAUGUCAUGCCGUAAAAACCUGGUGCCCUAUCCAUUUUAUGUUCUCACAUUGCAUAAGUCAUUUUUUCAUCA